This is a messenger RNA of Fusarium venenatum, 828 nucleotides long. RefSeq names its product alpha carbonic anhydrase. Gene Ontology annotation, biological process: one-carbon metabolic process. Gene Ontology annotation, molecular function: zinc ion binding; carbonate dehydratase activity. The record is from RefSeq and is a predicted model, not a curated record. NCBI's taxonomy places the organism in Eukaryota, Fungi, Ascomycota, Sordariomycetes, Hypocreales, Nectriaceae.
AUGCGUAUCUCUCAAUUCCUCGCCGUGGCUGCUCACGUCACCAGCGUCUUGUCCUGCGCAGAGCAUAACAACCACUACUCUCUCAAGAACAAGAAGCGACACAUUGAUCCUCGAGCCGAACCUGGCAGUAAGGAUUGGGCUUACGAAGCAUCCUACAAUUGGGGACGAAUCAACCCUGAUUACCAUCUUUGCCAGACAGGAACUCAGCAAUCGCCCAUCCCCAUAGCUCUCAAGCAAGGCCUGUCUCUUGAGCACUUGAUCAAAGAAUGGAAUUAUCCCAAUGAGAUCACAGGAAACUUCUUCAAUUGGGGUUAUGGUCCGGCUUUUACUGUGCAGAAUGACGACGGCAUAUGGACCCAGAAUCCUUCUUUUAGCUUUGACAAUGAAACUGUCUAUCUCAAGGGCUGGCACAUUCACGCUCCUGCUGAUCACACUGUUGAAAGGCAUCGAUCAAGGGCGGAGCUUCAUCUCGUUCACGUCAACGAACAAGGCAAAGAGCGCGCCGUGCUCGCUAUCCGACUAGACCCAGGAAACAAAGAGAACAGCUUUUUGUCUCAGCUUCCCGCAAUGAUUGGUUUCAACGAAACUGAAACAACAGAGGAGACAACACUCAAUCACAGAUUGCUUCUUGAGAGUGUACAGUACUUUGACGAAUUCUGGACUUAUGAGGGAAGCUUGACUAGCCCACCUUGUACAGAGGGAAUUCGGUUUUUCAUCGCCAGGCAGAUUAUGUUCACGAGUGUUCAUCAAAUGAGGUCUAUCCUGGGCGCUUCGACAUACAGUGCUCGCGAGGAACAGCUUGUAUGGCGACAUCGCAUUAAUGUGUAA